AUGCACAACAACAGCCACAACAGCAACUACAACAGCAGCCACAGCAACAACCACAGCAGCCACAGUAGCCACAGCAGUAACGGCUACCACUACCUGGAAUACACACUCAUUGAAGAACAGCCAACCAACACAUACAUAGGAAAUAUCAUCACAAACCGAAAUCUCACUUCGACCCUGACCCAAUCAGAUCUCGACCAAUUAGAAAUAACCUUCUUCACCAAACCGGAAGCGGAAAUGCAAUUUUUUGACCUUGAUCGAAAGUCAGGUAAACUCUCGACCAAUAGAAGAGUAGAUAGAGAGCAAGUCUGCCCAGGAUUGGUCAGCUGUCUGCUUCAAUUCGAUGUGUCCGUCAGACCACUGAGGUUAUUUCAGAUCCAAAUCGAAAUUCUCGACAUUAACGAUAACGUACCGGUAUUCGAAGAGUCGCCGAUUAUGAAGAGCAUUUCGGAAUCUGCCGACCUUGAUACGGUUCUCAAGGUUAAACCCGCCGUCGACCUUGACAGCAGUAGCAGCAGUAGCAACAACAACAACCACAACAACAACAACCCAUUUGAAUUAGUUGUUGAAGAGCGCGCUGACGGCAGAAGUGAUGUUAAAUUGAAAUUAAGAAGUAAAUUAGACCGAGAGAACGUUGAUGUUUACAAGCUGAUCAUCUACGCCAUGGACGGCGGUCACCAAACCGGAAGUUGCGUCAUCGACAUAGUCGUUCUUGACACGAACGACAACAGCCCGAUUUUUGAAAAGGCUACUUAUGACGUCAUCGUGCCGGAAAACGCCCAGAUUGGAACGACGAUAAUAACCGUGAGGGCGAACGAUCGAGAUCAGGGCUUGAACUCCCUGGUUCACUACUCCCUUUCCUACCAGUUUCACUCCGAGUCGUCCAUCUACUUUGGCGUCAAGCCUCAAUCCGGAAAGAUUUUCCUGAAAUCCAACCUGGAUUACGAAACAAAGAAGGUGCACAUAUUCACUGUGACAGCGACGGACCGGGGUUCGAAUCCUCUUCCCGCACAUGCCUCCGUCGUCGUCAGAGUCCAAAACGUCAACGACAACAAACCGGAAAUCAGCGUCAGGACGAUGACGUCA
Helobdella robusta is the source of this 1083-nucleotide messenger RNA. RefSeq lists its product as hypothetical. Gene Ontology annotation, biological process: homophilic cell-cell adhesion. The transcript is spliced from 6 exons. Lineage: Eukaryota; Metazoa; Annelida; Clitellata; Rhynchobdellida; Glossiphoniidae. The annotation marks the transcript as partial. Gene Ontology annotation, molecular function: calcium ion binding. Gene Ontology annotation, cellular component: plasma membrane. The record is from RefSeq and is a predicted model, not a curated record.